Xenopus laevis (African clawed frog) is the source of this 3365-nucleotide messenger RNA. It is a transcript of the gene prune1.L, whose product is annotated as prune exopolyphosphatase 1 L homeolog. The transcript has 8 exons. NCBI's taxonomy places the organism in Eukaryota, Metazoa, Chordata, Amphibia, Anura, Pipidae. The coding region runs from base 121 to 1602 and encodes 493 amino acids. The record is from RefSeq and is a predicted model, not a curated record.
ACAAUUCCCAGCAUGGCCCGGGGCGCGCUGCGUGUAUCAGAGCCGGAGUUGUGUGGCUGAUCCUCACUUGCAGCGUCUCAGUGCGAGUGAUUGGUCAGCGCUGCGGGAGAAGUCGGAGGAAUGGAGCACUUUCUGCAGGGCUGUCAGGCGGCUGUACAGAAUAAACCUGAAGCUCUGGACUUCCAUGUGGUUCUUGGAAAUGAAGCCUGUGAUCUGGAUUCUAUGGUCUCUGCUAUGGCUUUAGCCUACUACCUGACAAAGACCUCUUCUAGCAAGAACCUAGUGUAUAUCCCUGUACUGAACAUCCAACGGGAAGAUUUUCCAUUGCGCACGGAAAGCACAUACUUCCUGAAGCAGAAUGGGAUCCCCAAGGAGCACCUCACCUUCAGAGAUGAAAUUGAUCUACAGACUCUGUAUGAAUCUGGGCAUCUGGUGCUCACACUGGUGGAUCACAAUGUGUUACCCAGAGGAGACUCGUAUCUGGAAGACGUUGUGGCCGAGGUCAUAGAUCACCGUCACCUCGAGAGAACGCCCUCCCUCAACUGCAAAGUCACCUCCGAGCUGGUGGGCUCCUGCACUACGUUAGUGGCUGAAAAGAUUAUUCGUGGGGCCCCAGAAAUCUUAGACCUUCGGCUGGCCUCUUUGUUACGAGAUACCAUUGUUCUUGAUUGUAUCAAUAUGGCGCCUGCAGCUGGCAAAGUGACUCCCAAAGAUACAGAGUAUGUCACAUCGCUGGAGUCCAUGUUCCCCAGUCUUCCUCCAAGGGGCGCUGUGUUUGAUUCACUGCAGAAAGCCAAAUUUGAUGUAUCAGGUCUCACAAUAGAUCAGAUGCUCAGGAAGGACCUGAAGGUGCUGAUCAGUCGGGAUAUUAAUCUCGCCAUCAGUGCUCUGUAUAUGACGUUGGAGGACUUCAUGGAGAUGGAGAAUCUAGAAUCUGACCUGCGUUUAUUCUGCCAGAGGAAUCGCUACAAUGUUCUGGUCUCCAUGGCCAUUACCUUUACUAGCGACAAUGAACCCGUCAGGCAGAUUGCGGUGUACAGUCAGAGGGAGGAGCUUAGACGAGUGGUGUGCAAAGCGUUGGAGCAAGCUACCAGCCCACCUCUCGACCUGUCCUCCAUAUCCUGCUCUCCGUGCCACAAUACCACCACUUAUCGACAAGGCAAUACUGCCGCAUCCCGCAAAAAGGUCCUUCCGAUCCUAAAAGAUUUCCUGAGGAAGAGAGACCUGGAGGCACCGCUAUCCAUGCAGUCCUUGGAGAACCCUGAGAAAUCCAAUGACCACUCUGGAUUCAGGGAACGGACCACCGAUGAAAACUUGGACGGCGGGGAGUUGUUUGGAGAUUGUGGGGAACAGCCGGAAGGCCAAGAUGGCUGCGCUGGAGAUGAUGUGAGGAGCAAACGAUUUAUUGGAUCUUACAGGACACAAUUGGACGACGGCUUAGAGGAUGAGCGAUCCUUUCCCCCAACUCCUAUGAACAGUCUGGUGGAAGGCUGCCCCCUUGAUAGGGGCCUCCCCAAAUUCACGGCGGAAGCUAUUCUAGAAAGGUUCAGCCACAUAACUGGUGUAGAUGCCGAGAGCCAAUCAGGCAACGAAAAGAAAUGACCAGAUAAGCAUUUUUAUUCCAUUGCAUUAAUAAUGAUAAUAACAAUGAUAAUGAUUUCUUAAGUUUGCCAUUAAAUGAAGAGCAAUAAAAUUGUGUUGUAUACAGAAAAUCUAAUAAUAGGUAGGAAAUGCCAAAUUCUCCGUUGAUAAGGGACACCGUGAUUCUUGCUAAUGCAUUAGGUGUACAGUUUAUAUGUAAAUUCUUCUCGACUACAACUCCCAGCAUGCCCUGAUCUCCGUUGGAGCCGCUGGAAGGAUUGAAAGCAACGGUCCGCUUGUGCAUAUUCCAAGCACGGAAUGUUAUUAACCUUUCUUACACGUACUGUUUUGCCAAUUGUAUGACCUACCUCAUGUCUGUCUGUGGUCUCGACAAGCUCCGCCCACUUACCCCACCCCUUUAAUGUAUUACACGGUACCAGAUACAAGGGUACAAGGUAAGGCAUGCCUACAUAUAGAUGGAAAUGCUAAGGGGUUACGGACAGUGCUUGCAGAUUCUUCCUUGCCUUAACUCUCCAUUGUUAUUCUAUUUCCACAAUCCCUUCAUUAGUUAUUCUGCAGUGACUCUUAUGGCCAGCAGGUGGCAGUCAACACACAAGCAGAAAAAGUGUCAGCGAGUCCAGAAGAGGGUGGCAAAGAGUCCUGUAACUGGGCAGAGCCAAUAUAAAUCAGUUGUGUCACAGUAUUACUUAAUUAAGGGUGCGCCUGAAAACCAGCAGUGAUACCCAAUAUUCCUCCUCUAUAUUCCACACAAGAGGGAUUGCUUUAAUAAACAGGACAAAUACAACUUAUCAUCUAGUUUCCCUUUAUUCUACAGUGAGCAGUACUGGGGCCCCCUCAGAAAAAUCUAUUUAUGAUGUUAUUAUGGUGCAGAAAUGGUUAAUAGCCAGUGGGAGCUGAUUGUAACAAUGGCAGGAAAGAGGGUUUGGGAUCUGCGAGCCUUUCCUAUGGCAUUGUGUGUAUGUUGUGCCCCCGGUACCAGUAACACAGCUCUGGCCCCAUGUAUUGUAAAGGAAAAACACAUUUUCACAGUAUUUUACUUGCAGGGUCUAUAUAUAGUCGCACUGUAGUCUAAACAGACAGUUCAGUAUAUGGUAAAGGCACAAUAACACUUCCCCUUUGUGUUUGUCUAAUGAUAUUCCUGUUGCAGAGCUUUCCUAUCAGUUCAAAAGGCAUAUGGUGUUUAGAUUCUGCCUGCCUGUACUAAGCACAAUUCAGCAGGAACAGUCCCCUAAGUUUGCUCAUAGUCUGUAAAGGGAGAUCCCAUAAAACCAUGGCAGUAUAGGUAUUAUUCCCCUGUACUAAGCACAAUUCAGCAGGAACAGUCCCCUAAGUUUGCUCAUAGUCUAUACAGAGAGAUCCCAUAAAACCAUGGCAGUAUAGGUAUUCCCCUGUACUAAGCACAAUUCAGCAGGAACGCCCCCCUAAGUUUGCGCACACAUUUUAAGGGCAGUGUUGUGAAUUUUGUGCAUGUUUAUACCAACAACAGGCCUGUAUAUGCUACCUUGUAAUUGGUUGCUAUGGGAUACUGGACCUGGAGUACUUUUUGCAUGCUUUACAUUACUUCUUGCAGUAUGCCGCAUUAUUAUGCAAUGGGGAGGGGCACCUCUGUGUUCUGAUGUGGGAACUAUUUAACACCGCGAGUGCCGGGUAACAUGGGCAACGUCGCGCCUUGAUUUUCUACAGUUCUUUAAUGAAAUUUCGAUUCAACUUUUUUUUGUAACUCAAUCAGUUGAUGUUUAAUUAAACAUGGCUCCGCAUUGUUA